Molecule: messenger RNA, 510 nt
Organism: Cetraspora pellucida
Lineage: Eukaryota; Fungi; Glomeromycota; Glomeromycetes; Diversisporales; Gigasporaceae
Source: the annotation of a GenBank genome assembly
AUGAAUUCAUCUUUGACUGAUCUAUAUUGUAAAGGUUGCAAAACAUUUAAAUCUAUUAAUAAAUUCAUAGAAAAUGAUAAAAAUAAUAUACCUACUAAAUUUCUAACUUGCAAUUGUUGUCAUCAAAAAUCUUCUAAUAAACAGAAAAGAUCUAUAACAACUAAUGAUACUUUAUUUAUUGAUGAGUUAGAAAUUGUUAAAUUGGAUUUUUUAAGUGAAAGUGUUGCAGAGAUUUUAGAAAAUGCACUAUCAAAUUCAGAUUUUUAUUUUCAUUGUGGAAUAAAUAUUAGAAAUUAUAAUGGUUUAAAUAAAGAUCUAGCAAGUGAAAUCAUUGAACAAAUUGAGAAUGUAGACGAAUAUAAUUGGAUUUAUAAUCAUCAAUAUAAUAUUGAACUAAUUGAAGAACAAGUUAAGAAACCUGUUGAAGAUAUUUUUAAUAAUUUGAUCAAUACGACUAGAAAAGCACUUACUAUUCUUGAAGAGCAGAAAUUAGCUGGAAAUAUUAAAUAG